Molecule: messenger RNA, 985 nt
Organism: Harmonia axyridis
Lineage: Eukaryota; Metazoa; Arthropoda; Insecta; Coleoptera; Coccinellidae
Product: isoaspartyl peptidase/L-asparaginase-like
Exons: 6
Coding region: 5-946 (313 amino acids)
Molecular function (GO): asparaginase activity
Source: RefSeq, a predicted model, not a curated record
AAAAAUGGAACCAAUUUUGAUUGUUCACGGUGGUGCUGGUGACAUAAAGGAUUCUAGAGUUCCAGAUAAGAUAAAAGGUGUAAAAAUAGCUGCUAAAGCAGGUUAUAAAAUUCUGAAAAAUGGCGGUACGGCCCUGGACGCCGUCGAGACAGCAGUACGUAUCUUGGAAGACGACGAAUCUAUGAACGCUGGUAGAGGUUCCGUAUUGAAUUUGGACGGUGAAGUAGAGAUGGAUGCCAGUAUUAUGGACGGUUCUACCCUUGCAGCCGGUGCAGUGACCAUAGUUAGAGAUAUUGCACAUCCUAUAAGUUUGGCAAGACUGGUGAUGGAACGAACACCUCACGUUUUGCUAGCCGGUCCUGGCGCAAAUAAAUUUGCUGAAGAGCAGGGAAUUCCUAGACUUCUCCCUGGAAGUCUUAUCACACCUUUCGCUAAAGAAGCUCUCAAAGAAUUUAAGAAAAAAGGGGGAAGUCUUACAGAAAUAGGUGGAAAAGACAAUCCCGGUGACGUAGGAACUGUAGGUGCUGUUGCACUCGAUUCUCAAGGUCACUUGGCCGCAGCAACAUCUACAGGUGGAAUAAAUGGUAAAAUGGUAGGUAGAAGCAGCGAUACCUCUUUAAUAGGUAGUGGAACAUAUGCUGAUGAUGAAAUUGGAGGUGUUUCUACAACAGGUCAUGGAGAUUCUAUAAUAAAAGUUUGUAUGGCUUAUGCGAUCUUGAAGAACAUAGAAAAUGGAUCUGAUCCACAAAAAGCUACCCAGUCAGUUUUAGACAAAAUGUCAGCUAAACUUAACAAUACUGCGGGGGCUAUAACAAUCUCGAAAACUGGAGAAAUAGGAGUGGGAUUCUCCUCCAAAAGAAUGAGUUGGGCUUACCAGAAAGCUGAUACCAUUUAUUUUGGUAUCGAACAGGAAGAAGUCCAGUCUGAGAAAGUUAUUGAUGAGUAAAUACCUGAUUUGAUUGUAUUAUUAAAUAUUUUUAAAAUA